CCAUGAUGUGCUUCACCAUCUACUACUGCCACUUCAUUAUCUUCAGGUCAUCCUAUCCUGUGUUGUUAACUUCGAGAUCAACAGAUCUGCUCUCUUUCCUGUCACCUCGUAAGCGUGCACGUCUUAGGGACGCUGUGAAUAGCACUGUAUAAAGCCACGGUUUGCUACCUAGGUAUUCAUUGCUGGACUCGGAGUGCAGUAGGGCCAGUGGUGGGAUUCUGGAGCUGUUACCCCGGCUACAGGCGCACAGAGGCACCGAGUCGCAGUGCCAGUCACCUGCCAGGUGCCUCCCAGUGUGGCUUGACCAUCUCAUUCUCCCUCUGCCAAAGCCACUCUGCAAAAUCCACCGAGCUUUUCACUUUGGCCAUCGACGCCCAGUGCACCCCACAGCCCUUCUAUACCAAAGCGGUCUUACUCACCAUCAUCCACAUCUUUCAGCAGUAUACGCAAUAUUAUAGUAUUGAGCAUCACUUCGGCCUUACACAUCGAUCCGUGAAUUCGCAUCACUGCACACCGCUGGACGGAGUCUGCGCAUCUUUAUCCUGACCGGAUCACUGCAGACAAGUCCCAAGUUCCAAGGCAAUCGAGCGCUGAAAAUGGAGGAAGCAUAGUAUGAAUACUUGUUUGACGAGCAAGGAUUGCCUCAAAUGGACCAUCCAGAAGACUUUGCUCCCGAGGCAUUCUUCGAUCAGAAUCCCCUACAGCAGAUCCAGCAUAUUGACCCUGCAACUGAUCUCGGAUCCGUCCCAAAUGUCUCUCUACCACCAAAUCUUGCUGUGAUCGAGCAGUUACAUCGUCGGUGGUAUUCCGGCUGUUUGGAGAGAGUAGCCUGGUCACGGCUUGGGCACCUGGCCAGCAUAUCCGAGGAUGGCUGCACAGUAUAUCUGGAAUGUCUACUUUACGAGCACGAUGCGAAGACAUGGCGGCUGAACGAGAGACAUGCACUGACCACCAUUUUCGAGGAUGCUGUGAGUCUAGCUUGGAGCUCGACUGGAGCAGAGUUAGCUGUGGUGGACAUCAAAGGACGGGUCUGGGUUUAUACUGCCUCCCAUGUUGCCAUCAAUCGGUUGGUUUUGGGUCGAAGAGGAGACCUAGAUGAGCCUGGUGAAUCUUCUCAACCCAUCGGGAUGACAUGGCUGAAUCAGGAUCGGCAAGAUAGGCCCAAGAAUGUCGUGGUGCUGGCCGCGAAGAAUGACAGUCGCUGGGUCCAUACCAAUGCUCGCGCAAAACCCCUCGGACCCUACUGGCCUCGAGCUGUUGUGGUUGUUCAUCGCAGUGGCUUACUGACCUUGUGCUUCCAGAGAGCAGAUGGACAAUAUUCAAGGAUCAACACUCAUCUGUCGCCACAUGACAACACGCUUUACACUCAUGCCAGCUUUGCGCCCACUGUGGAAGGGAAGCUGCUGAUUGCUUUGCAUUCAUUCAAGCACCAGAUCUCGGUGCGCUUCCUAUCCAUUGACUGGACAGGAGUCAGACAAUCUCCAGGGACACUACCCGUCCUUACUGUUGAUUUCGUCUCUGCGAAGGUGGCAUCACAGCCUACUGGCUCCGCCACCCUAGGUGAUGUGUAUGACCCUGAUUCAUGGCGUCUCACCCACGUGGAAGUGGUGCCGACAUCAGACGUGGAGAAGGCGGUUCAGACACCACCAACAAUCCUGGCAGUUGCUUCGGGUAUUAAUCGCGGAGUCAAUAUCACAGAUCAUGGCUAUUUGGUCUCCAGCAUGAUAAAACGAUGGACCGUGACUCUGGUGGAACAAAAGCUACAUCCACUAUUCGAUCAACUGCCAUCCAAGGGAACUAAUAAGACAACAUCGCCUCCAGUGUACACUUUCCAGCGUCAGCCGGACAAAGAGGAGCAGAUUGUCACCAGAGUCCACCCUAUGGAAGGACAUGCAGCUCUCGUGGUGACGACCCAGGAAGGUCGCACUGACUUUUUGAACCCCGAAGACUUGUCUCCAGUCUCUUACGCCGCGUCGGUCACAGAAACUUCGUCUCUGGCACAAGCAGGGUUCAUCUUUCCAUUCGUCCCGAAUGCGCCGUUCCCAGCGUUUUCGCCCAGUGCCUGCAUCAGGGCUGACAUCACUCCUGAGGGCAAAACCCAGAUUGUGACGAUGGAGCAUACACUGGACCAUGGCCAGGAGGCGCAACAGCCACUCGACCCCAACAUCGACGUGGCAAUCGCCGCUCUGAAUCUUUCAUUCGCCCGAGCAUGCUGGACCAAUGCGACGAUAGAUGAUAUACUGAUGUGUGCUUUGCACAAUAUUCCAGCUUCAUUCCGUCCCGUCAUCGUUUCGAGUAUGUACCGAGCUCUCUUCCGCGAUAAUGAAUUUGUGAGCGAGCGGACCCAGGGGUCGGAGCUGGAACGAGUGUUCCACAAGCAAGUCAUGGGCAGAGUCAUGGCUUACCAUGCUGGCCUUACCGCUUACUGCCCCCAAUUACCAACCAUUGCACCCACCGAGGGAAGGACCGGUUGGUCGCUGAGUGCUCAGUGGGCUUGGAUGGCCAACAAUAUCCGCCACACCGCUACGCUAUUAUUCAUGAACCUGAGAGACGUACAGAAUCUGAAUCUGGUCAUGACGCAGGACUUCACCGACAUGCUUUGCUCCAAUCUCCGUUGGGGAUUGUCGGUUGUUCGGUUUAUCAUCAGCACGAUUCUGGAGGUGGGCGACCGAGAGACCAAUCCUGAUAUGUUCGACAGCAAGGACAUAGGAAGAGUUGGAGACACCAAGGGAGAUGGUAGCCAGGGCUUGGUAGCCCUUCUGCUGAACAUCCACUGUUCGCGCCAAUUCCUGGUUGCGUUUGUGAGGGCCGUCAGAGCGUACGCUAAGAGCACGGAGCCAAAGUCGCAACAUCACGUCCAAGUGUUGCAGUGCAUUCAACAGCAAACCGUCAACAAAGGGAUCACCUUCCCUGCCGUUGAGGCGCUUCUUGAGGCUCGAUGGCCCUCGCCUGGUGACAUUGAAGGGGAUAUCCCGGGCACGGCAGUCAGACAGCUUGACAUGAUGGCUACUGGCACCGUCCACCCGGCCUACGAGGGGACAAUCAAGCUGAUCCUGAACAAGUUGUUGAACAGCCCGGCCGGGCUCAGGGCGAAAAACCUCAUUGACCGGCUGAAACUCUACACAGACCACGUCGAUCUCGACUACGUGUUUCUAAAUCGCCAUGUACUUGGUCACCUGGAAGAUCAGUCAAAAGAGACACCAGUCAUUUAUGACGUACAUCGGAAGAGGCCUAUAUUGAAAGGCGGCCCUGACCCGAGUGGGACCGGUGUGUUGAUGGUUCGGAGAUGUGUUCGGUGUGGCAGUUUCAGUGAGGAUAUCAAUGUCGCACUGAAAGAGUGGCCUAAACAAGUGGGCGGACUCCUGGCGAGAUGUGUUUGUGAUGGCCAAUGGGUUCUUGAGGCCUGGAAAGGCGACGGCGAAUGAAUGAAUGAUGAUAGUUGUCGCAAGCGCACAGCGACUUACGAACUCGACUCACAAAGUCUUUCAACAAGUUUGGUUAGGACUCCAAUGCGGAUGGCUCUUGACGAAGUAUCGAAACAAUAAUUCCAGACAUGAAUCAACGUUGUUCUUUGAAG
Molecule: messenger RNA, 3577 nt
Organism: Exophiala dermatitidis NIH/UT8656
Lineage: Eukaryota; Fungi; Ascomycota; Eurotiomycetes; Chaetothyriales; Herpotrichiellaceae
Exons: 1
Coding region: 648-3425 (925 amino acids)
Biological process (GO): positive regulation of DNA-templated transcription
Cellular component (GO): mediator complex
Source: RefSeq, a predicted model, not a curated record